Mangifera indica (mango) is the source of this 1751-nucleotide messenger RNA. Its product is annotated as capsanthin/capsorubin synthase, chromoplastic-like. The record is from RefSeq and is a predicted model, not a curated record. Gene Ontology annotation, biological process: carotenoid biosynthetic process. Bases 164 to 1657 code for a protein of 497 amino acids. Gene Ontology annotation, molecular function: oxidoreductase activity, acting on paired donors, with incorporation or reduction of molecular oxygen. The transcript has a single exon. NCBI's taxonomy places the organism in Eukaryota, Viridiplantae, Streptophyta, Magnoliopsida, Sapindales, Anacardiaceae.
UAAAGGCGGAUUAAAGAUUUAAUAGGAAAAUCCCACUAGUUUGGCGCCUGCACCUAAACUGGCGAGGGAGAAUCAUUUCCCUGUUCUUGGUUGGAGAUUCCUCUCUGUCAAUUCUCCAUUAUUGGCAUUAGCCCACUUCUUCUAUUCUCUUUCUGACUCUGCCAUGGCAACUCUUUUCAGGCAGUUUUCACCGCCUCCUGCUGCUAUGACAUCCCAAAUAAAUCACUCACCAACACCUUCAUUUUUUCCGAUUCAAACGACCCACAGCAAACCUUCGAGAAAAUUAAUCAAUCACAGAAUCAAUACUAGCAAGUUUGGUAAUUUUCUUGAGCUUACACCCGAGCGCAAACCUGAGUUGCUAGACUUUGAUCUCUCCUGGGUCAACCCCUCUGAUCGCUGUCGCUUCGACGUCGUCGUCAUCGGCACCGGACCGGCUGGCCUCCGUCUGGCUGAGCAAGUCUCAAGUCACGGAAUCAAGGUAUGUUGCGUUGAUACUUCACCGCUUUCUGAAUGGCCUAACAAUUAUGGAGUUUGGGUUGAUGAGUUUGAAAGCAUAGGACUUGAAGAUUGUUUGGAUAAAACUUGGGCCAUGACUUCUGUUUAUAUAAAUGAUCAUAAAACCAAGUACUUGGACAGGUCUUACGGUCGACUUAGUAGAAAUAAACUCAAGUUGAAGAUGAUGGAGAAUUGUGUCAAAAAUGGGGUUAAAUUCCACAAGGCUAAGGUUUGGGAAGUGAAUCAUCAAGAGUUUGAAUCUUCAAUCAUUUGUGAUGAUGGAAAAGAGUUUAAAGCAAGUCUGGUUGUUGAUGCAAGUGGUUUUACAAGCUCUUUUAUUGAAUAUAACAAGCAUAGAAAUCAUGGUUAUCAGAUUGCUCAUGGAAUUUUAGCUGAAGUGGAGAGUCAUCCUUACGAUUUAGACAAGAUGGUUUUAAUGGAUUGGAGAGAUACCCAUUUGGGGAAUGAGCCUGAAUUAAGAGCUAACAAUAAAAAACUCCCUACUUUUCUGUAUGCCAUGCCGUUUGAUUCAAACUUAAUAUUCUUGGAAGAAACUUCAUUAGUGAGCAGGCCAGUGUUAUCUUACGUGGAGAUAAAGAGAAGAAUGGUUGCCAGGCUUAGAUAUCUUGGAAUCAGAGUGAAAAGAGUGAUAGAAGAUGAAAAAUGUUUGAUCCCAAUGGGGGGUCCUUUGCCCACAAUGCCUCAAAAUUUGAUGGCAAUAGGUGGGACUUCUGGGUUGGUUCAUCCUUCCACUGGGUACCAGGUGGCUCGGACUCUGGCUUUAGCCCCUGCUGUGGCUAGUGCAAUAGCAGAGUGCCUCGGCUCCACCCGGAUGGUCAGAGGCCGGCCACUUCACCGCAAAGUUUGGAAUGAGUUGUGGCCAAUGGAGAGGAAAAGUAGCCGAGAAUUUUAUUCUUUUGGUAUGGAGACAUUGUUGAAGCUUGAUUUAAAUGGGACUAGAAACUUUUUCAAUGCAUUUUUUGAUUUGGAUCCUUACUAUUGGCACGGGUUUCUGUCCUCAAGGUUAUCUUUUGGAGAGCUGGUUUGCUUGAGCUUGUCUUUGUUUGUACGUGCGUCAAAUUAUUCCAGGUUCGAUAUUGUUACCAAGUGUCCUAUGCCUCUAGUUAAAAUGAUGGGCAAUCUGGCACUUGAAGCCAUUUGAAGAUUGAGGGUUGUAGCUAUAAUUUCGUUGAGCAAUUGUGCUUCUUUCAUUUACGAAUUCAUGUUGAUCAAGUAUAAACUCGCUCGAUUAUUGA